This is a messenger RNA of Amaranthus tricolor (Joseph's coat), 1044 nucleotides long. Its product is annotated as endoglucanase 6-like. Gene Ontology annotation, molecular function: hydrolase activity, hydrolyzing O-glycosyl compounds; carbohydrate binding. The coding region runs from base 1 to 1044 and encodes 347 amino acids. The transcript is spliced from 6 exons. Lineage: Eukaryota; Viridiplantae; Streptophyta; Magnoliopsida; Caryophyllales; Amaranthaceae. The record is from RefSeq and is a predicted model, not a curated record. Gene Ontology annotation, biological process: carbohydrate metabolic process.
AUGGGUUGGAUAAGGCCCAAGGAUACCCGGAAAGGAGUUGGUGGCGGGAUGAAUUUUAGGAGAAGCCAUGGAAGAAGCAAGAAAGAGGGGAGCGAUCAGGGUGGGGGACUAAUGAGCUCCGGUGGUCUGAUCUUCCGUCAGAGGUGGAACAAUAUGCAAUUUGUCACCAGUGCUUCCUUUCUUCUUACUGUUUAUUCUGAUUACCUUACCUCUGCUCGUUCGAGUAUGCAAUGUUCUUCAGGUCGUGUUGCUCUAUCUGAGCUCUUUUCCACGGUCAAGUCUCAAAUUGACUACAUUCUUGGAGACAACCCGAGAGCGACAAGCUACAUGGUGGGAUACAGAAACAACUACCCACAACAUGUUCACCAUCGAGGUUCUUCCAUCGUAUCCUACAAGGUGAACCCCACAUUUGUUACAUGCAGGGGAGGAUAUGCUACCUGUUAUAGCAAGAAAUCAAGCGAUCCCAAUGUUCUCACUGGUGCUAUCGUUGGUGGGCCUGAUGCGUACGACAACUUUGCUGAUGAAAGAGACAAAUAUGAGAAAACUGAGCCUGCCACCUACAACAAUGCACCUCUCAUUGGCGUUCUCACUAGGUUAACUGGUCACAGUGGUUACAGCCAGGUACUUCCAGUUGAGAUACCAGACGUUCAUCCUACUCUUGCACCAAAGGCUUUAAAGCCUACUCCCUCGCCAGAGACCAAACCAGUUCAUGCUUCAACUUCAUCAUCUGAUCAUAUUGGCAUAAAUCAGAAGGCCACCUCGUGGGUUAACCAAGGACGAACAUACAACAGAUACUCGACAACUUUGACUAACAUGUCUAACAAGACUCUCAAGGACUUGAAGCUGUCUAUUAGCAAGCUUUACGGUCCAAUUUGGGGUCUUACUAAAAUCCGGAAAAUUCUUACAGCUUCCCAGCUUGGCUCGAUGUCGUACCAGCUGGAAAGAGCCUCGAAUUUGUUUACGUUCAUGCUUCAACUCCUGCCAGUGUUUCAGUCUCAAGUUACAGACUCUCCUAAGGAAAAACCGGCUUACAGGUAUGAAUGA